This is a messenger RNA of Sardina pilchardus (European sardine), 3314 nucleotides long. RefSeq lists its product as uncharacterized. The transcript has 5 exons. Gene Ontology annotation, molecular function: protein binding. Gene Ontology annotation, cellular component: extracellular matrix. The record is from RefSeq and is a predicted model, not a curated record. Lineage: Eukaryota; Metazoa; Chordata; Actinopteri; Clupeiformes; Clupeidae. Bases 120 to 2336 code for a protein of 738 amino acids.
GGGGGAAACGGCAGUGGAUGAGAUGCAGGCAUUUGCUGUGUUGCACCUUCUUGAUAUCUACUUCAAUUUGUCAGGGGAAAAUAUUUAAUGUAAACCACUGUUUUGUUUCUUAGGAUAUAAUGGAGAUAACCUUUAAAGUGUUGAAGUUCAUGUUGCUCUCUGGGCCUUGGUGGAUGAGUGACCAAAUUGCACUGGCCAGUCCAUUCCCCCUCUGUGAAUGGAACUUUCCACAAAAACCUGGUGAGAACGACAACACAGCAAACCACAGGCUGCGAGUAAACUGCUCAGGGCUGGGACUUGGGUCGGUGCCCUCAGCCCUACCCUCUCAGAUGAAAGCGCUGGAUCUGAGUUAUAAUAACAUCACUGAAAUCAAGUGGUUUGACUUCACGCACGACUCAUGUCAUGUCACCGAGCUCAUUCUUAGUCACAAUUCCCUUGGCAAGAUUGAUGGUGGGGCUUUGUCCAGCCUGCUUGGACUAAAAGAGCUGAAUCUCAGCAGCAACACUCUUGCUGUUGUGACUGAGGACAUGUUUCGAGGACUGAGGGACCUCAAAGUGCUUGAUUUGAGACAUAACCAGCUACACUGGAUCCAUAAAAUGGCAUUUAUUGACCUGGCAAACUUGGAGGUCUUAUGGCUUCAGAACAACAACCUUCGUACCGUUCCAGACGCUGUUAACGUACUAACUGGGCUAAACACAUUGUCAUUGGGAACAAAUCAGCUUUCUCAGCUGCAGACUGGAGAUCUCAAUCGCUGCACAGAACUAAAGAUACUGCAACUGGAGGACAAUCAGAUAUCCAUUUUGGCAGCUGGAACAUUUCAAAACCAUGAAAACCUGAGGACUGUUGAUUUAAGUUCUAACCGACUGGAGGAGUUUCCUGACACCAUGGUUACGCUUCUCUGGGAGCGGGGAGUCAACCUGCAUCUCCAUGGCAACUCCCUGAGGUGCGGCUGUGGAUCAGGGCAGACAGGUGAAGGUCCUGCGUGGCUGACUGACACCGUGCUGUGUCAGGGGAUCGGACCCCUGCAGAGGGAGAGAGCACCUCUGAGGGUCCAUACAACGGUCACCCUUACUGGGGUUCCAGGUCAAUCUCUGAUGAUGCCAUGCGAGGACAAUCAUCAUGGAGGAAUAAUUAAGUAUUGGAAAACUCCUAUUGGAUGGCUGACGAGCCGAAACUCCUGCCACAGCUACAGUGACAUGAAAUGCCACUGCAAUGGAAGUCUGACUAUAGUGAACAUUAGCUGUCACCUCAGUGGCCUUUAUUACUGUUUCAAAGAGGACAGUCAUGAGAGAGGCCUCUUCCCAUACAGAGUUCUACCAUUGGGUACCUGUCAGAAUCCCAUGCCUAAAUCAAGGCUGCCUAGAGAACUGAAGGCUGAGUCACAAGACACAGUUUCUGACAGUCACUUUGUAGCUGCUGUGACAUCAUCUGUGUUGGUGACCUUUAUUGGAGGGUUUGCCCUAGGUGCAUUCAGCAGGUCCCAUCUUAUUACAUGCCUGCAGAAAACAAAGUCACGUUUACGCUUUAAAAGAGGCGAGAGAAGCAGAACCUCAGAGGACAACACUGACCAAAUCUCCAUGGAAACAAGCCCUUCUGGAUUCACCAGUUAUGGGGAUGGUGAUGCCCCUAGCAUAACACCCUCUCCCCCUACCAAGGCUCCACGGAGCUUCCGCUCAAAGCGGGAGCAGCCAGAGGACAGCACGCCCCCGAAGGACAGUGACAACGUGGAUGUCUCCAACAGUGCAAUUCCAGUCAGCACAGACCAGGAACCUCCAGAGACAGAUCUCCAACUGGAACCUCCCGAGACUGAUCUCCAACUGGAGGACCCAGAGACUGAUCUCCGACAGGAACCUCCCGAGACUGAUCUCCAACAGGAACUUCCCAAGACUGAUCUCCAACGGGAACCUCCCGAGACUGAUCUCCAACUGGAGGACCCAGAGACUGAUCUCCGACAGGAACCUCCAGAGACUGACUCCAACAGUGCAACUCCAGCCAACGCAGACCAGGAACCCCGAGAGACUGACCUCCAGCCGAAGGCCCCAGUGCCACCAAGGCCGACGGCGAGACGAAGCAGAGUGAUCAAGCUCUACAACUACAACGAAGACGGCGAACACUACAGUCACAUCAGAGACCCAGAGGUGGACACGGCCAAAGGAGUUCCACAGCCAAAGCAAAGGAUAAGGUCUCUGAGCCGCCUAAACGCCAUCAUGAGCUCUGUGGAGACACCAGCCCUCAGCACAAACACAGGCCCACACACGCAGUCAGACCAGGAGUCCGAACUGGGCCACUCAAGUGAGGAGGAGGAAUCCAUUAGUGGCAGGCAGCACAUUGAAUAGAUGAUGUGGCCAAAAGGCUUUUCCUGUAUGCUCAUGUGUUUCCGGUGGAGCAUUAACUGUGUUUUAACGACAUCUUCUAUUUUAAUUCUGCUCCUUACAUCUUCACUCCGACACUGAAUAUCUUGUUUGCCCAAUAAUAACAAUUUUAACACAGACUUAAAUCCUUUUUUUAUCAUAACGUGCCGAUUCCCUAAUGCAACACCCAACCAGGUCCAUGAAGACACUAAUUACAUUAGCAAUGGCUGCAAGUUCAAACACACCUGGCUCCACCGGAAACAGACCAGUGCACAGAGAGCAUUUUGUGUACAGUCUAUUAGAUAUCCGAGAGUUCAAUUUAACUCCAUUCAACUCUAGCAGCUUUGUAAUUUCAAUAAUGUGUUUUUUGGAUAUGGAGCAAAAAUCAAUCUUGUGUAAAUUAUUAGAAUUAUGGCUAACAAAAUAUAAUUUAAUAACAUUGUAAUAAAUAACAUUUGUUGUAGGAUUACUUAAAAUAUUUCAUUUAACAAAAUAUUUUAUUUUAAAUGUGUUAAGUUUCCACCAUGUGUUAAAAAGUUGUUCAUCAUCAGCACAGCCAGAGAUUUCACAGGAAGUGGCAUUUGUUUUGCGUUCAUGUUUACAUUAAUUAGCACACUUCUGUACAAAAAAAGUAUAUUUUAACCAAGGACCAAACUAAACACACUAGAGGUAGCUCAGACCUACCCUAAGUAUUCCCAGAGAAAUUACAUGCAGGGUUUCGUUUUUGUUUGUUUUCGAAGCCUACGCUGCCUCCAGAUACCGUAUUUUUUACAGCGUAAUCAUGCAAUGUGCAGCUAGUGGUUAUGAGGACUUGAUUGCUGAAUGUGACAAAAAAAAUGCUAUGGGUUAGAAAUCACGUAAAACCCCUGACUGUGCCUUUGAAACUGUAGUGUAAUAUCGUAAUUACAAGAUUUGUGCACACAUUUUGUCCCACAAUGUCAAUAAAGAAAGACUUUGAUACAA